This is a messenger RNA of Gadus macrocephalus (Pacific cod), 1570 nucleotides long. It is a transcript of the gene galnt11, whose product is annotated as UDP-N-acetyl-alpha-D-galactosamine:polypeptide N-acetylgalactosaminyltransferase 11 (GalNAc-T11). Gene Ontology annotation, biological process: regulation of Notch signaling pathway. The transcript is spliced from 6 exons. Gene Ontology annotation, cellular component: Golgi apparatus. Gene Ontology annotation, molecular function: Notch binding. Bases 331 to 1428 code for a protein of 365 amino acids. NCBI's taxonomy places the organism in Eukaryota, Metazoa, Chordata, Actinopteri, Gadiformes, Gadidae. The record is from RefSeq and is a predicted model, not a curated record.
GUUGAAGGGUUUUCCCGGUUUGACUUGAACGCAUCAUAUGGGUUUUCUCUGGUUUCAACUCAGUCAGUCAAGUGCUGUGGACGUGAAACAGGCGAUUUUUCGGGUUCUCCUGGACCGAUAAUGACCUAUUGGCAACAAUGAAUGUCCAGAUGAAUCUACUAACGUGAUUUUAAACGCACUGCCGUGCUUGGACGGGAAGGAUGUCCAUGUGCAUUGGUCCACUGCACUGCUGAUGUGGUGAGAAUUCUAACGGAGUUCGACCCAGGAGAGACACCUCUGACCACAAGUACAGCCAGCGGUCUAAUGUAAGAGGAUGCUCUCUUGGCCACCAUGGCCAGCUUGACUCUGAGGUACUUCUGCUAUGGCUGCCUCUUCACCUCGGCCACCUGGUCGCUCCUCCUCUUCCUCUACUUCAACCUGGGGGCUGACCCGGGCCUGGCCAGGACCCCAGUGCAGGCCAGGAACAACAGGCCACUCCAGCAGCAGCAGCAGCCAAUCACCAGGGGCCCUGGUGGCCAGAAGGCGGGGCGAGGGUCGUUUGUGGCCAAUAAGGGGAGCGAGCUUUCACCAGAGAUGGGUAUGAUAUUCAGCGAGGCGGAUCAGAGGCUCAGGGACGUGGGCUACCACCGUCAUGCCUUCAACGUCCUCAUCUCCACCAGACUGGGAUCCCACCGAGACCUGCCCGACACCAGAGACUCCCAGUGCAAGGAGAAGGUGUACCCUCUCUCUCUGCCCUCGGCCAGCGUAGUGAUCUGCUUCUUCAACGAGGCGUUCUCCGCCCUCCUGCGGACCGUGCACAGCGUGCUGGACCGCACGCCCGCCUACCUGCUGCACGAGAUCAUCCUGGUGGACGACAACAGCGAGCUGGAGGACCUGAAGGAGGACUUGGAUCGCUACGUCAGGGAGCAGCUGCAGUCGAAGGUCAGACUGGUGAGGAACCAGAAGAGGGAAGGACUCAUCCGAGGACGAAUGAUAGGAGCCUCCCAUGCCACCGGCGACGUGCUGGUGUUCCUGGACAGCCACUGCGAGGUGAACACGGCGUGGCUGCAGCCCCUGCUGGGCCUGCUGCAGAGGGACCAGCACACGGUGGUGUGCCCCGUCAUCGACAUCAUCUCCGCCGACACGCUCGUCUACUCGCCCUCGCCCAUCGUCCGCGGGGGCUUCAACUGGGGGCUCCACUUCAAGUGGGACCCCGUGCCCCCCGCCGAGCUCAACGGGCCCGACGGGGCCGCCGGGGCCUUCAGGUCGGUAGGGUCCGCCAGCCGGUCACAUGACCAGGGGCUAACGUGUACUGCACGGAUGUUUUGGGUUUGGUCUUUUUACCGAGAGGGGGAAAUCGACAGACCUGGCAAUGGCUUUAACAUGUUACCCUGCAUGUUUCCUCUGUCUGCUGUACUUAACGCUACUGUGAUAAAAAAAAAGGGGUAAAGAAAGUGCUUUGGAGUCAGACAAAGCGCAGCGGUCUAUUUAACAUCACAUGAUCUCAAACAAGAAUGAGAUGAUGCACAACUGGACAGACACACUUUUUUAAAAUCUCUUCAAAAGUCAUCAGAAAAAAUGGAGAUCAGUU